Molecule: messenger RNA, 1159 nt
Organism: Corticium candelabrum
Lineage: Eukaryota; Metazoa; Porifera; Homoscleromorpha; Homosclerophorida; Plakinidae
Product: TNF receptor-associated factor 6-like
Exons: 5
Coding region: 26-1108 (360 amino acids)
Biological process (GO): signal transduction; regulation of apoptotic process
Molecular function (GO): protein binding; zinc ion binding
Source: RefSeq, a predicted model, not a curated record
CUCACGGUUGAGUUUUCUGUUUGCUAUGGAUUCUGUUGGAGCCGUUCCUCCCGGUGGCUUUGAAGCAGACUUUAUGGAUCCUCUACAGAAAGACUACGAGUGUCCAGUCUGUCUGCUAGCGCUGAGAAAUCCUCUUCAAACCUCCUGCGGUCAUCUCAUCUGCACAAGCUGUGCGGACUCUAUUACACAAGAAGGGCAACUGAAGUGUCCGUUGGAUAAGCAAAUGUCAGAAAGGAAAAAUCUUUUCCCUGAUACUUUCAAUGGACGUAAGAUUCUCAGUCUCAAGGUGAAGUGCCCUCAUCAUGCACUAGGUUGCCAUUGGACAGGAGAAUUACGUCACUUGCAGAGACAUGCGGAUCAAUCAGGUGAUUGCAAGUUCUUGACUGUUGAAUGUCUAUUCAGUGUUGUGGGAUGUCAAAAAAAGUUGACGGCUGAUCAGUGCAAUAUCCAUGAAGAACAAGAUGUCAAACAGCACAUUAGACUGUUACUGAAGAGCCAUCAAACCAUACAACAACAAAAUAUCCGUCUGGAGAGUCGGGUCACUGAAAUGAAUACGACAAUACAGACCCUAGAAACUGAGAAUGCGGAUUUGAAAAGGAGGAUUCAGUCUGGUGCUAUACCUGCAGCUGUACGAGGCCGAGGAAAAGAAUUUAAGGUAUAUUGGGUGAUUGACAACUGGCAAGAGACUAUGGAAACAGCACAGCAUGACAACAAAUAUUAUCUAUUAAGCAGACCGUACUACAUUGAAGAUCCUGGCUAUAAAGUGCGUAUGCAAGUAUUUCCUAAUGGACAUCAAAACGGUCAGGGAACUCAUGUCAGUCUGUUUUUGAAACUUAUGAAAGGUCGCUAUGACGAUGAACUGGUGUGGCCAUUUUCUCUAAUGUUUUCUCUAGCGAUUGUUGACCAAAUGCCUGGAGGUUAUGACAAGUUAGAUACUCUAGAUCCACCGAUGGAACCUGAAGGAUCUACUGAUGCAUUCAAGAAGCCGACGACAGAAACGAAUCGUGGAUGGGGUGGGCAGAAGUUUAUUUCACAUGCUGAUCUUCGUACCAGGCACUACAUUCGUGAUAAUUCCGUCAAAAUAAUGCUACAAGUAUAUCUCAGCUAAACACUGACUGCAUCGUAUGCUAGCUUACUAGCAACAUUUUUAGUGUCAGUC